AUGAUCGCUUCAAAACAAGGUGUAGGCGAGCCUGAAAUGUUCAAUGCUACCGAAAGUGUCAUCAGGGUAGAACAAUCUGGAGCAUUAAGUAUUUUAAAAGCAGGACUGAAAGAUGAAGGAUUUUACGAGAUUGCUAUCGCUUAUAAUAAGGGAAUUACACUCAAGGACGAAGUGGAAAUUAAGAUACAAGGUAACAUUUUAAAUAUAUGAAGCCGGUAUAUCUCCAAAGCCAAGUGUUGGUGUAGUAGUGAAUAGUGAAUGUACUGCAACGUCUUCUUACACUGAAUAUAAGUUGAACUUUUCUGUGGCGAACACGUGAAAAAUUGCACGGCUGUGACCUUAUGCUGACAGCAUACUGUACAAAUUUACCAAUUAGGGUUUUUUCACUGUACAAUAAUUGAUCACAUUUUUAAAAUACAGAUAGCAUAGCUUCAUUCUGUCUUGUACCCAGCCGUCAAAGCAUAAACAUUAUGAGUACAUAUAUGGAUCAGUGGACUAAGGAAUUUGAUGCAUUAUGGGAACGCAUUCAGGGACUGGGUACGAGUCAAUAGUUUAUCAACUUCAUCCGAAGCUUUCACCUGUAACCUUAUCCCUCUUCAGUCAAACAUUAACUUACCACCACACAAUUGCGAGGUAAAAUUUAGAGUUAAGUAAAACUGAGACAUUGGUACUUCAGUUUCAGUCCCAGAAGGAAGCUUUUCGUAAUUUCUAAACGUUCAAUUUCAGAGGCUCCUGCAAUCACGACAUUCCCAAGUCAUACAAAAAGCGAGGUGUUCUAUGUAGGAAUGACGAUAAACCUGGUGUGUAUGGCUAAAGGUCGUCCUGUUCCUCAGGUUCAGUGGUUUAAAGAUGAGAGUGAUCAACCAUUACAAAAAUCAUCUGGAUCUAUUCUUCAUCACAUCAAAUCUGCUUCAAAGGAAGAUUCAGGAAGAUAUACAUGUCUUGCAUCAAACCAAGCAGGAAAAGUUAUCCGCUCCAUUGAAUAUAUCAUCCUCCGUAAGUAUCAUUAGUAAAACUGUUUUCCACUAAACCAAUUUUUUUUCGCGAAGCGACUUUUUCCUUGUCAGCAUCGCUUUUGCUGACGUGAUAAGCCUGGCCGACACAGGAAAAAGUUGCUUCGCGCGAACAAAUUCGUUUAGUGGAAAACCGACCUAUCGUUGCAUUGUCUUUUUACACUAGUUGCUGAUCAAUAGUUAGCAAAUCAUCUGUGGUAAUACAAAAUCUCUGUUGGUCAACCAACAUCUCUCGCACAGAUAUCGAAUAUGGAUGAUUUCAUGGAUAGAUAGUUUCACUAGCUUUUGCAGUCCUCGCUGCUGGAAUGACCCCUUCAGCCGCCCAGUAAUGUCUGAAAGCCUUAGAAUGGCAACGGAGUAAAAAUAGUAACAAAUAAUAACAAAAUAAUAACUUUACAAUCAUGAAAGCACUGGGAAAAUUAAGUACAAUUUUGUAUGAAAUUUAUUAAGGAAGAAAGUUCAAAGACUGCGUUUUUCACAACUGGUUAAAAAUAGCCUCCUCCGCAUGCAUCUCCUGGUUCACCUUGGCUCGGUUUGGAUUUUUUGCCUGCAACCAAAUUCUGCCUCCAAUUGAAAAGCAAUAUGUAUGCAAAUGAGGCUAGGUGCCAAUAUAAAUUUGGUCUCCCGCCCCCUCCCCAGCCCCCCAUUCCGUCCAAUAUUUCGCGAAAUAUUCGUUACGAUACCAUUUUUAGGGCAGCACGAUACUUGCGAUAAAAUCACUCUUGAAUUACUUUGAACAGACUUUAAACUUGGAACGCAAAAUCCUCAAUUUCAUUUGAAAGCUGCGACUUUCAUGACGAUAAAUUUUGCGGAAAAACAAAACUAUCGACCGUAAACAUGCAUCUUUAUAAAUAUUUUUAUUAUAUUCAUUAUUAUAUUUGCAUUGAUAAAGAUGUCGUGCUAAGGGAAAGUGCAUUUAUUACGCCGAGGGGCGGGGGGGGGGGAUGAAGAUGUCUCAAAAAAGCUCAUAUUUCUAUGCCCCCCUCCAAGCUUUUAAAAUUUUCAAUGCCCCCCCCCCCUCCAGAAUUCGGAAUCGAAGGAGUACAAUCCGGAAUUCUCUCUUAUGAUAGAUACAAUUUGCAGUCCCUCAAGAUGUCUGAUAUACUCAAACAUGUGCUUCUCCUCAACUAAAAUACCGACCUGCUGCUGCUUCUUUCACCUCACUAGCGGCAGAUGAAAUGGCACCGUCUUUAAAAAAAUAUUUUAGAUUGGCUCUAGGGGCGAAAUUAUCAACAUGCAGGUUGUUGUUGUCCGUCAUUCAGCGUAGUCGGAGUCUUGAACACGUUCAUGUUGUGGCCAGGAUUUCCUGGAUCAGGGUAAUGUGCUGGAACCUUAGAGAAUGUCGCCCCCACCCAACGUACCUCCUGGCAUCUGUUGCAAAUGUCUUUGCAUGCCUUUCAAAAAUGCAUGCAAAAGUGCCAGUAUGCUUCAAUUUCUUUAAUUUUCAUCCCGUUUGUACUAAAUAUCCCAUAAACAUAGAACAUAUCAUUCUUACAAAUCGUAUGCUUUUUUUGUUUUUGAAACUGCUACUUUUAUAAAGAUUUUUGUGAUUAUUUGACACUCUCAUACUAAGUUUUGGGAGAAAAGGGGAGUCUGGGGGUCCUCCCCCAGAAAAUUUGUACAUUCUUGAAGCUCUAGGACUGAAUUUCUGGCGUUUUCUAAAGCAAAUUCGCAAACAAAUUGCAUGCAAAUUGACUGUAUUUUACAAAAAUGGUUAUCACUUCACAAAAAUAAUUCAUUUAUUGCGCAAAUUUUACCUGAAAAUGUCUUGAAUUUAACUUGAAUUUUACAUGAUUUUUGCCUGAAUUUCACAGUAGGGGGCAGUCUCCAAACCAUCUAUUCUAUUAACUAUGGUGAGAGUGAACACUCCAGGUGGCGUGCUGGACCAAAACUUUGAAAAGUUUUGAGCCCCCCCUUCAGUAUAUCGAGAACUUUCAGAGCCCCCCCUUUAAUGCCAGAAAAUAUUUCGGUGCCCCCCUUAACAUCUUCAUCCCCUCGGCAUAGUAAAUGUACUUUCCCUAAGCUUAGUAUCUUUAUCAGUGCAAGUAAUAAUAAUGAAUAUAAUAAAAAAUAUAAAUAAUAAGAAAUGCAAAUAAUACUAAAUAAUAAUAAGGAUCGGAUCGAAAGCAAAAAACAAGACUAUUAUUAUAUUCAUUGUUUUUCUAAUUUUAGCAAUCAAAAUAAGUCAAUUUCAGUCAAAUCCUGGUAUAAUAAAUGCCAAGGUGUUGGUCGAUCGGCAGCAUUUCAUUGCGAUAGUAACUUCUAGUUAUAACAUGAACUAAAAUUCCUCCUGUUUUCUUCAGGACGACCAUACGACAUUGAUUUCGUUCACAAUACGGCAUUAGACGGAACGAUUUAUGAAGGAGAAAGUGUCAGGUUUAUGUGCUCUGCUAAAGGGAAUCCACCAAUCACUUACUACAAACUUCUUCACAAUGGAAAGGAAAUUGACAAGAGUUCGAGUGGAAAAUACAUUAUUACGGAAGUAAGACAUAAAAAUAACGGCACAUAUUGCUGCAUUCCAAUUAACAGAGCUGGUCUGGGAGAAAAUAGGACUGUUGUACUGAAAGUAAAAGGUUAGUUUGGGAAAAUUCUGGAUUGCUUUAUGUCAAGUUCUGUAUAUAGUACGUACAUUUGCAGCUCUUCAAUCAGUUCUUCAUAUGCAGCUCUUCAAUUAGUUCCACUUUGCGAUUGGCUAGUAUGUCCUCGUGUCUUACCCCGUCGGCCCGUCUAAUUGUUCAGUAUUUAACACAGUAGCAAUCUAAGAAGACAUUUAGAUUGGAUAACUGCAAGCAAAUUACCUGAGAAUAAAAUGCAUAACAUAUUAAAGAGGUCUCGAUUGUUUAAAUUAAAUUCACCAUAACUCCAUUUCCCCCCAUGUACUUGCAUAUGUGCAAGUGUAAUGAUGAAUUAUUUUGUUCAUGUUGAAACAGCAAGACCAAGUUACUGGGAAAAGAAGCUGAGAAGAACAACUCUUCCACCAACUGAUGAAGAAGGUAAAUUGUCUAAACCCUUUUCGUACCAGAGCUAAUAGUUCAUAAUAUCAAUGUAUAUCAUUAUUUAUUGUACUAUAAUAUCGAAACGAUAAGACAGUGAUGUUAGUGCCAUUACAUUCCAUACCGUUAACAUACCAUGCUUUACCAUACUACGAUACAUCAUUAAUGACUGCAUACCAUACUAUGCUAUACUUAUAACACAUAUACCAGCCGACAAUUAAUCUGUUCAAAAAGUAUAAGACAAAACACAGUCCGAAGAUUAACAUAUUGAAACUCAAGAUAUGAGUCGAAACAAGACGAAAAUGAGUUUGUGAUUUUUCGAUUAUAUUUCAACAGACUGAAUUAGUCAUCAGACUGAAUUAGUCUGAGUUAGUCUCAUGAUGAUUUUAAAAUCGAAAUAUCACAAACUCAAGUCUUGUUUUGACUUUUGAAUGUCAGAAAUCAGAAGCUCGCCACGGGUUCUUUCAACCAAUCAGAAUGCUCGACAGUGUAAUUUAAUGAGAUGCGAACACUCUCGGCAAGCUUGCCAGUUGAUCUUUGCGAUGAGUGAAAAAGAGCCCUGACUCAUAUCUUCAGUUUGAAAAUGAAAACAUUUUGAAAUCCAAGAGAUAGACAAAAUAAGAUAAUAUAUGAUUCCCUAAUAGGAUUGAAAUAUAACAUUUUGAUAUUUAUGUCUUGUUUUAUUCCAUAUGUUGGCUUUUCAAGAUGUUUUCAUUUUUCGUUAGCUGCUUCUGGCUUUUGAACAAAUAUCACAAAAUGUUUGUGAUAUUGUCUGAGUGUCCACACUGGGCAAGCUGAAAAGUUUGUUCGACCGCGGUGGGAAUCGAACCGAGACCUUUGGUUUGCUAGUCCAAUACUCUACCAACUGAGCUACUGUACAAAGUUAAGUCAGUUCGAGUGGGGAUAUUUUGGAACUCAGUCUAGUUCCAUCAGUGUGUUUUUACGAUCUUGAUUUUUUUAUUUCUGGUGAAGAUCAAACAUAUCUGUACCUGAGUGCAUAACACCAGAAACAAAAAAUUCAAAGAUCACUAAGUUUAUUACAAUUCAAUUUAAUACCAAAUAAAUUUUCCAUUUUCAGUCACUGUAAUGACAACACAUGUGGACACAAGUAAACAGCAAAGCACCGAAAUACUGGUAACACCAACUGAAGCUCGGCUUGGCCGUAAUACUGGAAACGUCUUAAAUCAAAAUAUUCUAUUAUCUCUGCUGUUUAUAUUAGCUGAAAUAAUUCGACAUUUUGCGUAGUUUCAAGAGAAGCUGUACUGUAUAUACAUGAAUGAACGGAAACACUUGUAUAAAAUAUGUUUUCAAAAUGAUUGAUACAAUUUAGGGUUAGUAGAGGAAACUUCGCGAAAUUUUGAAGGAGGGGGGGGGGGGAGUAAAUUUAGUUUGCAAACAUAUGACCACUUGUCUAAACUUUUUCCCCUUAAAUUUAUUGCAAUAUAUAGCUUAACCCAUUAAGUGGUAGCACUCUCCCCUUUACAAGUAAAAUCGUCUGGUGUUAGACAGAGUAAAAUACUAAAAAUGGAGCAUCAGGGCCCAUUGCCACUUAUUGCACUUAAAGGGUUAAGUUAAUACAGUAUAUAGCCUACCAAUACUUUCAUGGUUGACAAGUUCACAGCUUUGUUUAUACACAGUUAUUGACCUAUCACUCAAAGGUCUUCAUUCAAAUCUUCGAGUGAAUCCCCUCCCCAGAAAAGAUCAGCUCCGUACACUUACGGCAAUUCCCCUGUUGUGCACAGUUAUGUUUGCAUCCCGCCGACUGUAACAUUUUACUUGGCCAACAGAGGGUGGUGGGUGGGUUAUUGACAGUCCAUUGGGGAUGGUGUCUCAUGUCAUUUACACCCGAUUGUACAUUGGCCGUUUCCGAUCCUUGUUGGAAUAGGCGAAGGCAUUGGGAAUGAACUAAAGGGAAAUUUAUUAAUUUGGAUAUUAUCUCAAACUUCAACAGAAGGAAAUGAACAAUUUCAUGUUAGGUCUACUUGAAUUAGGCGGACAACUAUAGCACUGAAUUAUUUGGUUACGAUAUUUGGUGGGAAUUUAUUUUUUUAAUAUAACUGUAAUGGUCUUCAAUGUUUUACUGAAAACCGAAAGGAAAUAGAGUCACUAGUGUAAUGGUCUUCAAUCAUAUUUUACUGAAAACCGAAAGGAAAUAGAGUCAUGUACUGACCCACAAGAUCGACGUUUAAGCAUACUACUCCACUCGCAUGAUUUAUUCAAUACGAUUUGUGGAGGUCUUAGAAAGUGUUCUCUAAUUAGACUACCUACGUCAUCCUGUGUCAAAUACUACGAUUAUUGCACUGAUUUCAGAUGCGCUUUAAUGACAUGGGGGGAAACAUUGUCUGAUGACGUCAUGACUAACUGAAAAUAAUUCUAGUUACCAUUUGGCAAAACCUUACCCUGGACUCCAGAGCCUUCGACAGUAAAUAAUAAAUUGAAACGUCGCGAAGGCUCUGAUUCAACGGGAAGAUUCUUUGAUUAAACCGCGCCAAUCAUAAAACAGAAUUAGUGUACUAAAACUACUAAUUCUGUUUUGUGAUUGGCGCGGUUUAAUCAAAGAAUCUUCCCGUUGAACAAGAGCUUUCGCGACGUAUCAAUUAUUUACUGUCGAAGGCUCUGGAUUCCAGGGUAGCAAAACCUGAAAUCAGCCCGAAAAAUCGCAAUGUGUAAACAUAGCUUGACCAAAAGGGUUAAUUAACCUAAAUAGAAGUAAAAUUUACUAUAUGUUUUAGUUUUUAUUCAUUAUGUAUGUAUGUCAUUCAUCAUGUAAAUAAGGGAAAGGACCCAUCAUUUGAUAUUUAUCGUUCUGUUAAGGCUAUACAGUAUACAACAAAUACAAGCAUGUAAGAUUCUAUUUAGCGGCACACUAUAUUAAUUACAUAAUUUAAAUAAAUUAUAUUUCAAAAUUAAACAUAGAGUGUGAGUAUGAUGAACACACAGGGCCGCCGAGAGGUUGCGUGGGGUCUGGGGCAAACAUUUCUCAGGAGCACUAUGACGUCAUAAUUGUAAGACGGGAGGAGGCGGUGUUUUUAUCAUUUAUAGACCCGGAGCGAGGGGGAUUCGGCGUAAUCCCCCGAGCGGAGGGUCUAUAAAUGAUAUAUUAUACCGAAAGUUAAAGAAUUCCCUAAGUUCAGAAUAAAGUUUAAUUUAAACUUGCUGAAUAUUAACUACGCGAAUACAAUUUUUAAUUUCUUAUGUAUACCCGAGUUUUUGACGUUUUCUCUUUAAAAUAUUUGAGCAUGUAUCCUUUGGAUCAUUAAAGGUAACAUACGUCUUGAAAAUCUUUGGUUAAAUCAAAUCUUCUACGAAAUUACAAACAACAGCUCGCGAACGCCAUAUUGUUUCAGAGCGUGGUCCCACGUCCACGCGUCGCGCGUGAGAUAAUAAUAUCCCACGGUGGAUCUGCCGUGGGAGAGCCUGCGAACAUGCUCUCAAGCUGAAUUGAGAGCCUGCAUCGAUGACUAAUGAAUUUGAAUAUCUGCCCCGUAACGUUCGUUUUUCCAAAUAUGGAAUGUCUAUCCUUAUAUGGUGUUGUUUACAACUUUCGUGCAAACUAAAUUUAGACCGUGCAAACUAAAUUUAGACUGUACAGUUUAUACUGUUUUUCGAAAUAUAAGAUAUUCAAGCAAAAGUUCAAAUGUUUUAAAUACUGUUUUCUCAAAACAGAACAUUUCGUGCUUUGAGAUAAGAUGGCCAAGACCAAUUUGAUCAGUUAAUGUGUUUUUUAUGCAUAGUGCUUCAGCAGUUGACAUAUAUAGAGCUCAGCGGAAACAUAUAAAUUAUAGCAUCUGACCAAUGAGAAUUUCGCGUCACGAUUUGAGACGCAGAUAUUCAAAUUCAUUAGUCAUCGAUGCAGGCUCUCAAUUCAGCUUGAGAGCCUGUUCGCAGGCUAGCCGUGGGAUAUUAUAGUAUCCCACGCUGGAUUGCGAAAUCAUGAAUUUGAGUGAAAUACCGUAAAAAAUCACAUUGUCACGUGGUACAAAUGAUGUUUUUUCAUUGGACAAUUUGAAUUUGAGGUAUAAUAUUACAAUUUAAAACAACGGUUUAAAAUACUGUAUAAAUAUAUACUGUAUUUUUAUAUUUUAUUAAAAUACUCAGUGGUUGCCGCAAUUUUUUUUUAUAUUACAAUUUAUUUCACUUCAUUGCAUAUUAUCCGGAACCAACGCAGCCAGGAUCUAUAUUGUCAGUUUAAGCAAUCUUCGAAUCUAUCCGAUAAAUCUCAUGGGUCUCCGUUGCUUUUGGGGUCCCUUUUGAGCCCCAACCCGGGGCAAAGUGUCCCCCGCCAAUGUCCUCUCUUUCGGCCGGCCUGAUAAAGGAUGCACAAUUGUAGCCUGCGCGAUUUAUUUGCGGUUGUAUACAAUAAACGAUAAACCGUUGUAUACAAGGUCAAGGCGUGAUAAUCUGUAUUUUUCGUUUGUAAACAGAGCGACGUCUACAACUCCCGUGGAAUUUAAAUUGUUCAUUUCAUUUCAGUCUGCAAUUUCUGUUGUGAAUUUUAUUGUACGAAUACGGUAUUAUCAGCAGUGUAAAAUUUAGGUGUAAAAUUAGUGUAAAAUUUAAGGCUGUUCAGGCUUGUCACGUCCCCGUCUUGCUUACGUUCGCUAGUUCUAAAUAAUUCAUCAUUUUCUGCUACUCAGGCUAAAUUGUUUGCGCCUCACAUGACGGACUCUUCAUGAUUAGACAAAAAACAGGAAACUGCAAUGCGCAGCUACAAUAUCGCAAUAUGCAAGACAGACUCACAGAAAAAUAAUAAACUUUCUUUCUUUUAUAUUUCAUUUUCAUUAACCUAUUUCACUUCCAUUAAUUACCUUCAAUUUCAUUAAUUUAACAUUGACAAAAUUAAGCCAAUGAAUAUUUCACUGUUUCUAACAUAUUUAGAUGGCAAUAGCAAUGAUUAUUUUCUAUCAACAACUCGACGAAAACUGCCCGCAAAUUUGCGACAAGAGUCGAUAAACAAUGAGUUUGACUUCCCGUUCAUACAUCAAACUGCAGAGCGUCUGUAAGAAUAGUUAAGUUAGAAUUCUUUUGUGAAUAAUAAAAAGAAUGCUAUGGAUGGACAGAUCAAAUCUGAGCCUUUCCGAGUUACAUGAAUUCCCGGUAAGACGGUAUUCAUAUAUCAUUAUUCAUGAUCAAUAAUUAUGUACUAUUUGCAACAUGAGCGGCCGUGUUGUAUCGGAUAUACAAACUCGAGCCGAAGGCGAGAGUUUGUAUAUCUGAUACAACACGCCGCGAAUGUUGUAAAUGGCUUAAAAAACGACUCAUCUUAUGAGUUCAUUGGCGAAGUAAUUUUAAAAAUAAACGUUGUCUAAGCCGAGAAAAUCAAAGUUAAAGUUUAUGUAAAUCAACAUGAAUCUGUAUCACAUAUAGAUAUACAGACUCCUUCACGCCCCGCGUGAUUCGUUUGUAUUUUCUUGAUGAAUUAUUAAUGAGUUUUUUAAUACGGUAUAUUGCGUCGAUAUAGAUAUACAGGGUGUAUAAAAAAAAACGCAACCUCGGAAUUUCCCAAGAAAUUGACAUGGUUUUAAAGACAAAAGAUUUUAGGCGCCUGGGAAUUUAAAAUGUCAAAAUUAUUGCACACGCGAGUGCAUAAAGCAAAUAUUUAAUCACAACAACAGUAAUAAGAUAUAUUAGCAAUUGAUUUCAAUUCCCAGGGGCUUAAAAUCUUUUAUGCUUAAGAAUUGCAAAGUGUUUCUUAGGAAAUUCCGAGGUUGCGUUUUUUUUAUACACCCUGUAGAUAGUUGAAUUAUUUCGCUGUAAAAAACAGCAACAGAAAGGCAAUUGCUGGUUUAAUUAUUUUCACUAUGUUAUAUUGAAUUAGCUUUCGCCUUUCAAGUGUAACAUGAUAUUUGCCCGGCAAAAUUCGGAGAAAAUGAACGUAUUGCAUUGUCUGUUUCCAGGAAAGAAGAAUACCAAGAAAUGCAGACAAUGUUUAAAAGGCAUACGAGUUUCAGUUUAAUUUGUAUCAGUGGAAGUGUAGUUCAUAAAGGUUCAGAAACUCAUUCGACUUCGAUGAUCCUGAUGCAUUUUCAAAUUAUUUACGAUUUAAUUGUCAUCGUUAGUUGCACAAACCCUGUUGCUCUUUCGUUGCGACGAUUUAAAGACGGUUAGUAUUUACUUGUUUUAUGUUUCUUAGGAAAUUCCGAGGUUGCGUUUUUUUUAUACACCCUGUAGAUAGUUGAAUUAUUUCGCUGUAAAAAACAGCAACAGAAAGGCAAUUGCUGGUUUAAUUAUUUUCACUAUGUUAUAUUGAAUUAGCUUUCGCCUUUCAAGUGUAACAUGAUAUUUGCCCGGCAAAAUUCGGAGAAAAUGAACGUAUUGCAUUGUCUGUUUCCAGGAAAGAAGAAUACCAAGAAAUGCAGACAAUGUUUAAAAGGCAUACGAGUUUCAGUUUAAUUUGUAUCAGUGGAAGUGUAGUUCAUAAAGGUUCAGAAACUCAUUCGACUUCGAUGAUCCUGAUGCAUUUUCAAAUUAUUUACGAUUUAAUUGUCAUCGUUAGUUGCACAAACCCUGUUGCUCUUUCGUUGCGACGAUUUAAAGACGGUUAGUAUUUACUUGUUUUAUCUUUGCUUAGCCACAGGAACAAAUGUCGACAUACAUCUAAUACAUAUAGAACGGUUAUAAACAGGCGAAGAGAAGAUCUCGAAUCCUUGAGGCUUGACCGUAACAAUCGACUACAAGACUAUGGCGUCGUAUCAGUACUGAUUCAUCAAGUCUUACACUUGAUGUUACUAUGUUAGGUAUUGUAAAUCUCGUCAGCCUGAAUAAAUACAAGAGUCCGAUUUCUAUUAUAAUUCGAGUGAGAAGACUUUGUCAAAGAUUCAGUAGAGAAAACAUGAUCACUUUAGACGAGGGCUUCUCGCCGGAAACGUACUGUAAUCGUAGUUGCAUGAACCCGCCGAAAUGGACGACGGGUCUUCCUCAAGCAACAGCAACAGUUUUUAAUUUCAAAACCGUGACCGGCUGACAACCGGUGGAAAUCUACUUCGCUGUACUUGUUUAACAUGUUUGUCUGUGAGUUGCAUAAGCGACUAAAGCGAGGAAUGACGCGGUCUUGAACAAUCAUCUAGUGUUGUAAGUAUAUAAAAAUGGCGGGUUAUAUAUAGGUGACUUUCAGGAAAUUGCACGAGGCUUUAAUGCAAAGACAGCUGGAUAUUUCAAAAGAGAUUCCGUGCGGUUUGAUACAAUUUCAAUGAGUGCUUUUGUUCAUUCUUUUGUGUUGCCCUCCAUAGCACGACGAAAGCUACCCUGUCUACUCAUUGCGCUAUAAUCCCUAUAUAAACUGAGUCAUUAGACUCAAGAGAAUAUCUGAUUUUCCAAGAGCCAAGGUAAGAAUCGGUAUAAUUGACGGUUUACCCACACUGAUCCAGAAGGAGUGAUAUUUGAGAAACAUCCAGCACCAAGUAGUGCUUCAAUCUUGUCAUCAUUCUACGUUAUUGACAAUAAUCGUAUUCAGUCUGGUGACAAGCUGAGUGGCGUGAUCGUGCAUGAAUUGCAUGAUGUUUAGGGUUAGCAUGUUUCAAUCAAAACAGCGCCCAAUAUUUGCCAUGAUAACUAUUGCUAACCAAUGUUCAAACAAUCUAUCUACUUUAUAGUUGUACACUCUCAAUAGUGCUUGUCCGAUUCACGAUCGUUCGAGAACACCAAAAUAUUGUGUACAAUUUGUACAGUAUUAACUAUAUUUGUACAGUUCUUACUUUAUAUAUAAUUUUAUUCAGAAUUACACCCCCAAAGGGUGGUAUUUAUUACUAACAUUGCACCAUUACACUCCCAAAGGAUGGUAUUUAUUACUAACAUUGCACCAUUACAUAUAUAGGUGGCGCAGAGAAACUUCUGAAUGAAAAAAAGCGAACAGUGACUGUUGUCCCCGGACAAGAAGCAAAAUUAAAGUGGGUGUUUCAAACCAGCAAUAAAAUUAUUUUUCAUGGAAUAGUGUGGACGAUCAAAGAUCGUGUGUUUAAAAAUUCCACCAAAUUGCUGUGGAUGGACAGAGUUGAGAGGUUGUAUCGACAUUUGCACACUAAAAAUCGCCCUGAUUAUGACGUGAAACUCAAGUCUGAGACAAUCAAUAAUACAGAUGUACAACUGACUAUUGUCAUACCAAAUGUUCAGCGCAUACAUGAAAAUAAAUAUAUCUGUCAUGUUAUGGGAUUCAAAAUUGGACCAUUUGAGAUUGAACUGAAAGUCAAAGGUGAGAAAAAAAUAAUUUUAUAGGCCACGAUUAUUAAAAUUUCUGCAAAAAUUCGAGUAUCCUAUUUCAUUUCACAAUAGAUAUUCCAUGAAUAAAAAUGACAGAUGUUAUUUGAAACCCUGCGGGUAAUUGUAGAUUACAUUUUUACGCAUUACUAGAAUUAAAUUUGGAUGAAGGAGAUAUUUAUGCCUCGUGUACUUAUUCUACGGCUGAACCUUAUAUUCAGUUUCUCAACUUUACUCCAAUUGUUGCGAAUUUCGUUAAACAUUUUCUGUAUCAGACAUAUAACAUUGUGUGAGCUCUUAGAUGAACUUAUUAGCUCUUUGAAGUGUUGGUACAAACCGUAACAUAUAAAAACAUAAGAAUUUAGAUAUUUGAAAAUGGUACAAGUGUACAACUGCACUCAACAAUAAUCAAUUGCAGUGACUUGUGUAUAAUCAGCAAUAUUUUGAAACCGGCAUUAGGUUUGGAAACUUGUAAAGUUUAAUUCCUGGUAAACACUCAAAGCGAUUGCGAUUCAUUCUUCCGUCGACUCUAAGAAAAAAGGAGUUUCCCACAAGCCUUAUCUCUUCCCGGAAAUUUCUCCAUGCAGAUAUGUUUUUAACACUGUGCUCUAUAUAUAACUCUGAUGUCAAAGUUGGAGAACCUUGUUUGUCCUAAAGUUACCGGAAACAGAUCUGUUGACUGAGGCUAAUAAUUACCCUUUCACUUCGCUUUCACCCUACAGUUUCUGCCUCGUCAAUAUCCUGCGCAUGAUAAUAGAGUUACUACGAAUUUUUCCUUGCGGAAGGUUGCCAAGCUAUUACGGAACAGACAUACUAUAUAAUGAGGAAUCUCUUGAUUUUAAGUGCCAAUAUACGACAACUUGAAAUAAUUCAACAACUACGUAAUUGGUGUAUUUGUGCGUUUUUGUUCCGUGUUUGAUAAUUCAUACAAAUCACUCUUACGGUAUUUUAAUACUAAAUAAGGAAUUAAAAGGCUAGUAAUUUGAUCCAAAAGGCACUAAUUCAUUGUAAAGUUGUCUGUUCCCAAACAUGAGUCUGGAAAUGUGGUUGUUUCUAGUUGUGCAACUAAGACCCCAGUGACACGAUACCGGAUUCGAUUUUACGACAUCAACAUAUGCCAUUCAGGAGUUAUGUCUGCCCACAAAAUUUUCCCCUUUAACAGUUUUCGUUUCAGUUAGUCAUGUAUCGAAUGUUAGUCAUAUUCCUCAAGCCGUUAAAUUCGAUAUCCAGUAUCGUGUAACUGGGGCCUAAAUCAAAACAUCUUGUUUUACUAGAAUUACAAAACAUUACGUUAUCAAAUGGUAAUAGAACGACCGUAUCAGAAAAUCCCACCAACUCGGCCACUGAAAUGACAAAACCCAUCGGCAUCCUUGUACGAAAUGGAAGUUCAGAAAUCCUUAUAGGAUUUCAUAGUAAUCCGGUUCCAACUGUCCAAGGUAAUUAACGUAUUUAUAUAUAGAAGGAGGGGGACAUUGGGAUUUACGGUAUGGCGGUAUUACCUUAUUUUUCUUACGGUAUUUUCCUUGAAAAAUUGCGGUAUUACGACUAUAUUGGAAAUCUUGCGUACAUGGUAUUUGCAAUUUUGGACUCAAAAACUACGGUAAUUGACAAAAUUUGCUUGCUUCACGGUAUUGAAUACACCCCAAUGCCCCAUUGUAGAAGCGGGAUGUUGGAUACUGACUACUGUGUUUUAAAGUAGUUUGAACAUGGAUAUUUGUGGCAGGAAUAUGAAUAUUUGGGUAGGAAUAUGAAUACUCAGAAUAUAGAAAUAUUUGAAACAAAAUUGGAAUAAAUAUUUGUCGGUCAUCCGCUUCCCCCUCCUUGCCAGGUAUUCUAAGAAUAUUUUAGCAGCAAUACCGUGUAUUACAGAAGUAAAGUUCUUCCGCUUUCACCCCCGAGUACCCCUUACUCGAGUACUCCUUACUCCUAUUCUCAGGGGGUGGUGAAGCAACAAUUCAGGGAUAAGCUCCAGAAUGUAACUGACAAGGCAAGUGCCGGAGAACUUCCUGUGGUAUCGGACGACAUGAUGGUAGAAGUGAUCAGAGUGAACGAUAGGCUGAUGGCAGCAGACUAGUACCACUGAAGAACGUGAUGAUGUUUGUGGUAGCAGCAUAUGAACGCACACAUAGGGUCAGACAGGAAAGAAUAUUUUAUUUGUAGCAGACUAGUACCACUGAAGAACGUGAUGAUGUUUGUGAUAGCAGCAUAUGAACGCACACAUAGGGUCAGACAGGAAAGAAUAUUUUAUUUGUAGCAGACUAGUACCACUGAAGAACGUGAUGAUGUUUGUGGUAGCAGCAUAUGAACGCACACAUAGGGUCAGACAGGAAAGAAUAUUUUAUUUGUAGCAGACUAGUACCACUGAAGAACGUGAUGAUGUUUGUGAUAGCAGCAUAUGAACGCACACAUAGGGUCAGACAGGAAAGAAUAUUUUAUUUGUAGCAGACUAGUACCACUGAAGAACGUGAUGAUGUUUGUGGUAGCAGCAUAUGAACGCACACAUAGGGUCAGACAGGAAAGAAUAUUUUAUUUGUAGCAGACUAGUACCACUGAAGAACGUGAUGAUGUUUGUGGUAGCAGCAUAUGAACGCACACAUAGGGUCAGACAGGAAAGAAUAUUUUAAUUGUAGCAGACUAGUACCACUGAAGAACGUGAUGAUGUUUGUGGUAGCAGCAUAUGAACGCACACAUAGGGUCAGACAGGAAAGAAUAUUUUAUUUGUAGCAGACUAGUACCACUGAAGAACGUGAUGAUGUUUGUGGUAGCAGCAUAUGAACGCACACAUAGGGUCAGACAGGAAAGGCUUAGAAGAAUACAUCUGACAAUAUGGCAGAGACACCUGCUGAAGGGCAAAACCGAGAUGUGUUGUCUGAAUGGUUGGAUGAUUGCAAACACUUGGUCUGAAAAGAGAAACAGCUACCUGUACACCUACUACAGUGGUGCAAAUAAGAUGCAGCUAGCCAUGAUUGUAGUAGGAAUAAGUCAGUGGGGGUAUGUGCUGGACACAAAAGUGAUACCAAGUGAGACAGUGGCACCGCAGCACAAAAAAAUGAUGGCAACACUGAGACUAGGAAGAUUUCGACAAGAAGUGCUAGAACAACAACCGAGAGCAGAGAAUGUAGGGAGGUCAGAGUGAAAGGCAUGAGUCCCUUCGGUGAACAGCGGAACGAAUCUGUGGAAGAAUUGGAACUGCAACCGUCAAGUGAGGCAUGUCGUAGAUACAAAAUAGCAAAGACAAAGGCGAAAUGGGCAGUCGAACAAGCCAAAGAAAGGGCGGAAGAUGAUCUACAGUACACCACAAACUGAACAAUGAGCAACCGGUUGCCUGAAAGUAGAGAUAUUUAAGAUAACAACAUAGCAUUGCCCUUCAUUAACAACAGCGAUGGGCAUAGGCGUACGGGAGGGUGGGGCUGCAGCCCCCCCCAAAAUUUUUGAGAAUUUAUCUAUUCGGGCAAAAAUUGUCUUGUCAUUCGGGCAACGACGGUCUGGUGAGUAGACGAAUAUAUUGAUUCAUAAAGCGGAACAGAAGUAUUAUUUCAACAAGUUCAACUUUUACGUAAGGUUCAAUCAUGCAAUGGAAAUCUGUAAUGGCAUUAAUACCAUAGAUCGCAUGCAUCAGGUUAACCUUUAUUAAUUUAAAGGUCAAGUGCUCUAACUUAACCGGAUUUGGUUUUGAUUUUUACGUUACGCACAUACCACAGACGUAAAUCCCCAACCAUACCUAAUUUUAAGAAUUUUUUAUCACUGCACAGUUUUGUGCAAAGUUUAGUCGAGCAGAAGCACGCCCUGAAAAUUUCUGAACACACCCCCUUAUAAUAAUGUGUAACAACAAAGCAGGCUACUACUACAAAACGAACAUACACUGCACAGCACUCAGGGAAAUUUGGGGGCCCAGGACAAACUUUGACUUGGGGGCUCUCGUGAUUCCAUGUUCUAACACUAUGAUUCCCUGGUCCGGUGGCAUCACCCGGAAAAAUUUUGAAUCUGAGGUCCCAGAAAUGGCCAAAUCCUGCAUUCUGGAAGUCUAGUUGACAGUUAGUUAUAUCUAUGUACAUUUAACUGCAAUUCUUUAUUAGGGCAAUAGCCCCCGCCCCCCCCCCCUUUAACUGGGGUCCCAGGGCAAAUUGCACCCCUCUGGGCGGCCUUGACAGCACUUGCAGUUACGACUAUCUGUGACAGCUUAGUUUCAUAAUAACAUGACUGAAGAAAAUAAAUAUUUUCGUCUUGGCAAAUGAAGGCGGCUCACGGGCUUAGGCGUGACAAACCUCUAGAGGAGUUCCAGGGGCAUGCACCCACAGACAAUUUUGUAAUCUAGGCACUAUAAAAGGGUAUCUCCUGCAAUGUGCGGAGACAUUCUAUAGAAUUCUGAAAAUUAUACAGUAAUUACAAAAUCUUAUAAGUAUCAUUCACUCCUUCUUCCAAACUCAUAAAGAGAUCUUUGGUGAGAGACUUUGUUCAUCUGAUGAACCAUAAGUAUGUUAUUAAUGCGGACGUUCGAUAAUUUGGCAGUCAUCAUUUCAAUUUAAAUUAAAUCGGCAUUCUCAUUCAAAAUGUAUCGCCGGACUAGUUCAGUUUUUCUGCUCAUUGUCUCAUUUUCUUGUGUUAACAACUUAUCAAAGCAAAUUUUAUCACUGCACAUUUUACAUUUUAUCACUGCACAUUUUACUUUUAUCUGCACAAAUUGGUUAUCACUGCACACUAAAAUUAGGUAUGUCCCCAACAACGAAGGAACAAUUGGUAUGGCUACUAAAAAAAUCGGCUACUGUAUUCAUGCCUAUAUUCAUCAGUUUACCUAGCAUAAUGUAUAGGCUAUACAACUAUUAAACUAUAUAACUAUAUAGUAUAUAGCUACACAUUUUUGCGAAGGUGUGGUAUCGUAAGUGUGCGUAUACUAACAAUCGGAUCAGUAAUGUUUAUCUCCUUUGAUAGCAUUGGUUGCGUAAAUACAGUCUCUGGUCUUGGGCGGCACCGCGGCUAUGACACAGCAGUCACUGAAAAUAGAUACUACAUUAUAAUUGACAUUGAUGUAACCGUACAAAUACUGUACAAUGACAUAAUGUGACUAAUUUUAGAAUUUUAGAUAGACAUAAAAGUGCGCGUUUUUUUUUACAAUCAUUACGUAUGGCAUCUCGUAAAAGACAGUACCGACAUCGCGUUCGGUGCGAGGAAUGCAAUAAGGAAAUCGACAGUGAUUAUAAAGAGGUGCAUUCUCGAUUGGUUCACAAUAGUAAAAAAGUAAAAUGUUAUCCAGUGAUGGAAUCAUCGGAUUCAUCCCAGUCGAAAAUCAGUACAUUCUUGGUAAAAAGUAACAUGACAACCAAGGACGAUGACAACCUUAGCUUAUAAAUGAAAUGGCUGGGGACGACAUAUUUCUUUUUAUAUCACGUUCGUCAAUCUUCAAAUAAAAGCCUUUCAUUUGUAGUCUUCUUAGAUUAUAUAAUUUUAUGAUGACGUCACGAAAUCUAUGACGUCAUGUCAUUCGGGCAAAUUCAGCCCAGCCCCCCCCAAAAAAAAUGUGCCCGUACGCCUAUGACGAUGGGGCAUUACAGGUAGAGGGGGAAGCAGUAAUGGAGAUGUGCAGAUAGUACUUUGACACCUUACUUAACGAGAAAAAAGGUUUACAGUAAACCUACCGACAACACCACCAGUAGGCCAACCCACAACCAGGAACCUUUAUAGCGGAAAUAAAGCUUGCAAUAAGUAAGAUGAAACGAGGAAAAUCAGCAGUACAUAGAGAUGAUACUAGCUAAGAUGAUACUAGUGUUGGGAAAAAAGGGAUCGUAUGGCUACAUUUCUGUAAAGAAUAGCGAAUACUUUGCGACUGGUUAGAACUCAUCUUGGUAGCGAUAUUCAAGAAUAACGGGAAAAUACAAGCGUGUGGGAACUACAGAGGGAUCAACUUCUAUUGCAGAUGAUGAAAUGACUUGAGAGAAUACUAAUAUUGGGGAGCCGUACCUGGAAGAAAAACAGUUUGGAUUCGGAAAGGGGAUUUAUGGUCAUUGUGAGAAAGAUGGUGGAGAGAAAAGUCAAACAAUUAAGAAAACGGUUGCGGUUCCCUCGACUUAGAGAACGUGCAUGCCAAAAUUAAUAGAGAAAUUAUCCCACCAGUACUAUGACAGUAUCACGUCCCGAAAGAAAUGAGAACAAUGGUGAUGGUUCUGUACAGAACACCAAGCACGCAAGUGAGAACAUGCUAAAAUCAAGGCAUUUGAGGUUAAAGUGGGCUUACAUCAGGGCGCAGCUUCGAGUCUACUGUCUUCUGUUGUAAGUGAGUGUUGUUCAUAAUAUUCGUGAACCACAACAGUAAACAGUGCCCAAUAGAGCGAGGACAGAAGAUCUUCUAUGCUGUUGAAAUCGUGUUGGGUACGAACACAGCAGAAUUACAAAAAAGAACAAUAGAGAAGUAGAACAACCAACUGGCAGUGCAUGGUUUGCAGAUGGGCAAGGUAAAAACGGAAGUAAUGAAAUUUUCUGGAGGAAAGCAGACGAUACAAACUACAGUGGCUGGUCAGCAAUUGAGGCAAACAACAGGCUUCAGAUACCUUGGAAGUUGGCUACAGUACAAGAGAAGGGAGAUCUGGGUAGAGACUGCAGGGAACACAUGGAGGAAUAUUAGUGGAAUAAUAUUUGACAAAAGAAUGCCAAUGAGUCUGAAAACGCGGGUGUAUAAAAAAUGAUGGUAAUACCGGUGAUCCAAUACGGCGCAAAGGAAGAACAAAUGAAGAAAUUGGAAGUUGUGGAGAGGAGAUAUCUACGAGCUAUUCGGGGACAAACACGAUGAGAGAGAAUGAGAAAUGAAGACAUAAGGAAGGAAUUGAAGGUGGCGGAACUGAGAGAGAAGGUAAAGAUGGUAUGGCCACGUGCAACCUCGCAAGCCAGGCUCUCUACUUCCGCUUCCCUCCCAAGUGCGGGAUGAUGGUACAGUGGUGAAUUUGGAUAUAGUUGACGACAGAAUAGAGUGGAGAAAUGUGUCAACCCGAACCCCCCAAACAGAAUGAUGAUUUACUACUAUGAUUUACUAACUUGUCACUCCUGCAAUUCACACAUACGGAUUAGCUCUUCUGAAGAUAUUAUCACAUGUUUAUUUUUAUCAUAUUAGUACACUGUAUACGUAUUGUCCACAUAAGCCCCGUUGACAAUAUUUUAUUGCUGUAGAAAGUUGAACUAGAUUUAAUAUUAAAGAAUUGUAAUUUAUUAAAAUUCUUCGCUUCUAGUAACCCCUCCUUUUGACCCCACAGCAAGAAUCCUUGCGUCAGAGUUCUGUAAGUUAUUCAAUAUUAUAAUUAUUCAAUAUAAUACACACAUGAAUCUUGUAGGAAAGCUUGGGACAUCCUGUAUAUUAUUAAUCAUAAAUUUAUAUUAUCGUAUUUAGCAUCUUCGUCUGGUUUAAACCUCAAUCUACUUAGUAUUAUCCUCAUCACCUUCUCAGCUGUGCUCAUCAUUGUUGUUUUAAUGGGAAUACUGAUCUAUAAGCGACGACGCAAACGUAUGUUUGUUUUGUAUUUCCAUUUGAUUUGCAUAUAAUAAAAAUUCAUUAUAACAUAUGUUAGCUAUAUAAAAACGUUUUUGAUUGGCUGAAAUGCGUGCUCAAUAUAAGAUUGAGCCGGGCAAAUAUUUUGCUAACACUUUUUUCGCACUUUCCCAACUUCCCGCAUGCUCAAUAACUCGAUCUCAAGCACACCAAAUCUUGAAAAAUUCUUAAUUUUGAAAUAUAAUUUAAUUCUUUUUUGUGUUUUAGGUAGGCAAAGCGGAAGGUACACGAGGCUUAUUUUUUAAUUAACAAAGUCUUCACAGUUAUUUGAAACCUAGAUUGCUGCAGGCACAGCUGUAAUCGAUGCCUAUUUCAAAAUAAUGCGGCGUGUUUUUAUAUUUUCAAGGAAUGCUAGGUCUUCUGUUGGAAGCACAGAUAUGCAAGUGAGUUUACGUUUCUUCAUCAACAAAUAAUUGUUUUGUUCCUGCAUGUUUUUAACACGCUAAUUAUCGUGGAAAAUACAGUUCUUCUUCUUGCCAUGUAAAAGUUGUUAAAUACCUGAAUGACUAUCUAUAAUUAUGUCAGUUCAAUAUUUUGGAAAGGAAAACAAUUUAGAAACAACCUAAAAAGCAGAUGUAAUAACCAUAUCAUUCUAUUCAUUUUAUUAAAAACAUAGUUAAACAGGAUUAACCUCUUCAGUUAAAAUAACUGCGAUCAAGAAAAGUACAUAUAAUAAAAUAUAAAGAAAGUUGUUAUUUGUCCGGUCACAGAAACCAUGGAUAAUAAAAUAAAUGGAUAGGAAACUAGCUGACGUGACCUAAUGUUUUCAAUGGGCUGAUGGCGUGAUUGGAGUUGAAACCUAGUUGCAAAACAAAUUCUCAAAAACGGCAUGUUUAGCAAUAAUACAGCUAAAUAUUUUAGUCAAAGAGCAAAGCACUAAACAGUGAAAAAGGCAUCCCAAAUUUCGUUAAAAUUGGGGACGCCAAUUUCGUAGCUAUAAAUGUAAAAAAAUACAAAACAAAGACGAAAAACAUUUACCUUGAAUACUUUAUCGUGGCUUAGGCAUGCUUUUAAAACAAUUAGACCAGUAUAUGCUUCAGUAUUACUCUUUUAAAGCGGAAAGUAUAGCGAAACAACAAAAAUGCCGAGAACUUUGCAAUACGCGUGACGUCACAGAUUGCAACUAGGUUGUUUUUGCUUACGUCAGCUAGAGUCCUAUCCAUUUAUUUUAUUAUCCAUGCAGAAACUAACGAGCUUUGGCUAUUUGUCCGUGAAUUAAUUUGAUUGGUCCAUUUAAAUGGUCAGUGCAUGGUUGUUUCACACAAUAAAACUGGUGAUUGAAUUAUGUUUAUGAAAAGCAAAAAAGAACUAUAUGGUAGUUACAUGGUGAUAAAUUUGUUUCAAGCUUGUAAUGUUUGUAUGUUUGUCAUAGAAGCCAAUCAUAUCCCACCGCAGCGCCCACGAAAAUAGAAGAAUAAGUAUUGAAACAAACAGAUCAAGUAGAAGUGAUGAGAACCAGUUUUCGUUUGAGUCAACAAGAACAGGAUUUUCAUAUGAAGACAGUGUUGGCAGUUUUCACGGAACAAUGCCAGUGUGUUCGGUACACUUCACUCAUAUUCCACAACCAGAAAAUAUAGACAAUACGCAAAAUGAAUUUGUUGGGAAUUACGGAUUAUUAAGUUCUUACGAAAUUGAUCGCUGCUUACUUCACGAUAUGGUGACAAUUGGCGAAGGUGCAUUUGGAGUUGUUGCAAGAGCGACGUUACUGAAAGAAAGAAAUAGCACGGAGAAACAAACUGUGGCUGUGAAAAUGUUGAAAGGUUUAUCAGUUUUUUGAAAAUAAGUUUUGAAAGUUUAUUUUCUCUUUCACCGUCGAAAUAUUUCAACUGACAACGUUUAUUCCAAGCAUAGAUUCUCAUUCUUAAAUUUCAUGUCAUGGCAUUUUCUACUCCAAAAAUGUUUCUGAAUUCGUCGUUUGUAAGAUGGCCACACGAUCGUAGUAUAUUUAUUUCUUGCGCCCGUCCGAACAUUGUCAUUUUCCUAUCGUUGACACAGAGUAUAUUUUGUCAACAAUAUAAAUGGUAAAAAUCUUUCCCUAUAACUAGAAUACUUUUCUGUAUAGUAUUCGCAUCUCCAGAAGACAGAGAGGAUCUGAUGUCAGAGUUAGACAUAAUGAGCCGUGUUGAAUCACAUAGGAAUGUUGUAGGUUUGAUUGGAUGCGUCACAAGAUCAGGUAAAUAUUUCUCUUCUCAUAAGAUUUGACAUCAAAGUUAAUAGGAUUUGUCACAAACUUAUGAAAAGAUUUUUAUUUCUUUUUUUUAAAUAAUAAUAAUAAUAAUAAUAAUAUAUAAUAAUAUAUAUAUAUAAUAAUAUAUAUAUAUAUAUAUAUAUAUAUAUAUAUAUAUAUAUAUAUAUAUAUUAUUAAAGUUCUCCGGAUUGAAAUAUACUUUUAUUAAAAAAAAUAAAUAAAAGUAUAUUUCAAUCCGGAGAAAUUUAAUUAAAUAUAAUAUGCCUGGAUUAGCUACAAAUCUUUAAACAUACUACUAUACGUUUUGUUCCAUUGCACUCUUUGUGUUUUCGAUAAAUCGCAUCCGUCAAAAUCUUCUCGUACGGUGAUCACAGUUUAUUUUAACCCGAUAUUCGAAACUCAGUAAAUGGGAUUUAAUGCAAAUACGACUCGUCAAAAUGGCGAAAGCUUACAGUAAACCUUUUAAUAUUAGUCUAUUUUGGUAUUAUAUAAAACAAAUAAUGAAUGUUUUUAUUCGUGCAAUGGUAAGAAUAUUUUCAUUCGGUGAAAGAUGGAAUGUUCCAUUCAACUCGGCUGUCGACUCGUUGAAUGGAACAUUCCAUCUUUCACCUCAUGAAAAUAUUCUUACCAUUGCACUCAUAAACAUUCAUUAUUUGUAUAAUUUAUUAUUUGUAUAUAUAUAUAUAUAUAUAUAUAUAUAUAUAUAUAUAUAUAUAUAUAUAUAUAUAUAUAUAUAUAUAUAUAUAUAUAUAUAUAUAUUAAUGAGACCAAAAAUGAUAAAAUUUUACAGUGUAGAAAGAGUGCUCAAUACCAUUUAAUGACGUAGAGCAAAUAAUUAAUUUGUUAACUUAAAAUAUAGUCACAACUCUGAGUUUCACGCUCAAUGCAUGCGAUCUUCAGGCGACAAUGUUUAAAUCUCGAUUAAAAAUUCCUGUAUGGAUACGUGCGAGUUCGUUAGGCUACUUGCGGGAUUGUACUGCGUGCGCACGUUCAAAUCUUCCCGCCAAGAAUUGCUUCCGGUGGCGACACUUUGAGAAUAGCUCACAUCUCCUGUUCAACAAUCUUUUCUUGUCACCUUUUAAAAUUUCUAGUUUCUCUUGGAGGCAUAAGUUGCAACUUUUUGCGCCGCUGCGACAAGGUGAUGCUUGCUUCAGAAUGGACCACUUGAUGUUGAAUGUACGUUUCUUGUUUUUCAAGUUCCAAAUGUGUUUGGACAGCUCAGUGGAUUAACAUAGCUGGUAUCUUUGAAUGAGGUCUUGUGGUUGUAAAAACGUUUCUUAAACGUGUUUGAUGUCAUCCCAAUAUAAUCUCGAAUUAUACUCCUGUGUCGUCCGUAACCUCGGCUUUAUAGACAACGCUCUUUGUAAGGCAAUUAUUGUUUAAGGGACAUUCAGUGCUUUCUAUGCAGUUUCUUGUAAUCCAGGCGUGGCUUUGAUCGUGUACGGACGCGUCUUUGAGAGCUCCGUAUAGCUCUGAUAUAGCUUGUAGAUAUAGCUCUGUAAAGCGCCUACAAAGGCAGCCAUAUAUUAAUUGAACCUUAGUACACAUCUCGUUCCUGUAUCAAGAGAUUCUUAGCUCGUUUGAAUGUUGAAAUCAUGUUCUCAAGUAGAAGACUUCACACCGCCAUAUUCAAUCCGACGGCAAUGACAUUUUAUAAUUUGGUUUACCGGGCAACAAAUUAUUAGAGAGGUUAAGAUAGCCCGGUUCCGGUUUACGGGUACGGGUGAUAUACACGUACCCGUACCCGUAAACCGGGGAACGACUUGUAACUUAAGAAAUCCAAGAUAUUUCGGCGUGAGUAAACUAUCAGAGAAUGGCAACUUUUGCUGUUAAGGUUCGCCAUAGAUUGUUGAAAACACUGACAAGCAUAAGUGCAUUAUUUAUUUGGGUAAGAUGUUGAAAAUUUUUACUAUUUAAACGGCCCACAAAUAGUAAACAGAAAACACCCGUACCCGUUUCUCUUUUACGUGUAGACCAUGGUUUACCGCGGGGAAACGGGUAGAAAUUACGGGUAAAAAUGCUGACAUCAGCAAACAUUAGUAAACAAAAUGGCGAUACUCGUACCCGUAAAACGGAACCGGGGUAUCUUAACCUCUCUAAUAUAUCAAAAACAGCAAACCAGAAUGUAUCUUUGAAAGAACCCUUCAGCCGUAUAGAAGAUGUCGUGCCGGAAAGCAAGUUCGAGAAAGACGUCAAUGCAACAAUCAAUCGCUGUUAUAACCCGCCCUCGACAGACGAUGUUGUUUACUUCAAACGCAGUCCGAAAUGUUAUGUCUCGUGGGGCCAGAUCAUUGGUUACUAUCAACCCACUUAG
This is a messenger RNA of Paramuricea clavata, 24232 nucleotides long. NCBI's taxonomy places the organism in Eukaryota, Metazoa, Cnidaria, Anthozoa, Malacalcyonacea, Plexauridae. The record is from the annotation of a GenBank genome assembly.